AUGCCGACUUAUCGAGAAGCUACUAUAAACGAAGAGAAAUUCGAGAAGGAACCAUUCGUCUACAACAAAGAUGACGACUUUUACAUGGCACCAGCUUGUUUUCACGCAGUGCAUUACAAAAACGCUGCUAUAUUGUGCGGAAUCAUUGAAAUUUGCGUUAUUGCUAUUACAGUGCUUAAAAUCUUGAGCUUGGAGUUUGGUAAGGAAAAUAAUCGAGCAUGGUUUCUAGCAGAAUUAGUAACACUAUUGGUUUUCGCUGUUAUCACCACAAUUUUAAUGAUUUAUGGUAUUAUCGCGGAAAAGCCAAAGUACUUGUGGCCACAAAUGGCAUUCAUGCACGUCGAGGGCACAUUACUUAUGAUUCUGGCUGUAGCAUCAGUUGCAAGUAUGUCGAUGGGACUUCAAGCCACUCAUGGACUUUUUGGCCUUUUAUCUAACAUCCGCACUUUAGAAGACCAUUUCGGUCCUAUUUGGCCGUUUAAUUUGGCUGUGGUGUCGUUUUUUGGUGCGGCUGCCAUAGUAUGGUCAUAUAUAAUCGUAAGAGGAGCCUACGAUUACCUCUUGGAUAAAGAUUAUUUCACGAAGAAGCCCAACAUUGAAAUGGUCAAAACGAUAAUUGUUAACUGA
Messenger RNA from Thelazia callipaeda (thelaziosis nematode), 627 nucleotides. The record is from the annotation of a GenBank genome assembly. NCBI's taxonomy places the organism in Eukaryota, Metazoa, Nematoda, Chromadorea, Rhabditida, Thelaziidae.